CCUGCAUUAUCAUUCUCUGCGUUACAAAUUCCCAGUGCUCUCCAGAGUGCAUUUGCAGGCUUCGAUAAGCCAACCCCGAUUCAGGCAUGUACGUGGCCUCCAGCAAUAGAUGGCCGGGAUGUAGUAGGUAUCGCAGAGACCGGCAGUGGAAAAACGUUGGCUUUCGGUAUACCCGCCCUGGGGCGUCUCAUAUCGGCGUCCACAAGCAAAAAGACAAAGAUAAAGCAUCAAGCGCGUGUCCUUAUCCUCGCACCGACACGCGAAUUGGCCAUUCAGACAUACGAUACCCUCGUUGCGUUAGGCUCCUCUUCUAAUGUUGGAUGUGUAGCAGUCUACGGCGGGGUUGACAAGGUCCCUCAGAUACGAGCGCUCAAAUCGUCCAACACUCACAUCAUUGUCGGUACACCUGGUCGGAUUUUAGAUCUCGUGAGGGAGGGGUCUUGUGACCUGAGUGGAGUUGAUUAUCUGGUUCUGGAUGAGGCAGAUCGCAUGCUGGACAAAGGUUUCGAGAAUGAUAUUCGAGCUAUCAUCGCGUAUACGAAGGAUUCAGCGGAUCGACAGACUCUUAUGUUCAGUGCAACAUGGCCGGAUUCUGUCAGGAGAUUAGCGGCAUCCUUUCAACGCAAUCCUGUCAGAGUCACGAUUGGAAGCGACGAUCUGACAGCCAAUAGUCGUGUGGAACAAGUUGUUGAGGUGUUCGAUGAUGAUCGGGAAAAGGACUCUCGUCUCGUCAAGCAUCUCCGGCACCUCGCUCCCAAUAAAAGCUAUGUCAUUGAUCCGGAAGCGGAGCGCAUCCUCGUCUUCGUCCUGUACAAGAAAGAGGCUAGCCGCGUCGAGAGCACUCUGAAGAGGAUGGGAUAUACCGUCGCUAGUAUUCAUGGGGAUUUGUCCCAGUCAGCGCGAAUGCAGGCCCUGCAAAGCUUCCGUGACGGCGCUACCAGGCUCCUUGUCGCGACAGAUGUUGCAGCGCGUGGUUUGGACAUUCCAAACGUCGGAUUCGUCAUUAAUUAUAGCUUCCCUUUAACCAUCGAGGACUACAUCCACCGCAUUGGCCGAACAGGUCGUGGGGGUAAGAAUGGGAAGAGUAUUACCUUCUUUACCGGCGACAAACACGAACGUGCAUUAGCAGGAGAGCUUGCGCGUGUUCUGCGCGAUAGCGGAUUCGAUUGCGAGGGACUCCAGAAGUUCCCAAUGGCGAUCAAAAAGAAAACACAUAGUGUUUACGGGGCCUUCUUCCGUGACGACGUGGACAUGACCGUUGUUCCGAAGAAAAUCGUCUUCGACAGCUGA
Heterobasidion irregulare TC 32-1 is the source of this 1290-nucleotide messenger RNA. RefSeq lists its product as uncharacterized. Lineage: Eukaryota; Fungi; Basidiomycota; Agaricomycetes; Russulales; Bondarzewiaceae. The transcript is spliced from 6 exons. Gene Ontology annotation, molecular function: ATP binding; nucleic acid binding. The record is from RefSeq and is a predicted model, not a curated record. The annotation marks the transcript as partial.